Ceraceosorus guamensis is the source of this 1038-nucleotide messenger RNA. RefSeq lists its product as hypothetical. Gene Ontology annotation, molecular function: phosphoric diester hydrolase activity. The transcript has a single exon. Bases 1 to 1038 code for a protein of 345 amino acids. The record is from RefSeq and is a predicted model, not a curated record. Lineage: Eukaryota; Fungi; Basidiomycota; Exobasidiomycetes; Ceraceosorales; Ceraceosoraceae. Gene Ontology annotation, biological process: lipid metabolic process.
AUGCCCUUUUACCGAAGGGCUACCAAUUGCAACGGGGAUUUGUCUCUCUGCGAACGUAGCUAUGGCAACGUCACCUUUGUUGGCGCGCACAAUAGCUACGGCAUUCACGCCGGCUCCACCAACGUCGCUGCCAAUCAAAAUAUCAGCAUCACCGAUCAACUCGACGCAGGCGUGAGGUUGCUUCAGAGUCAAGCCCACAGGAGUUCCAACGUCUCGGUGCAAGGUGCUGGCAUCGACCUGUGCCAUUCGGACUGCAGUCUCUUCCAAGGGGGCACGUUGGAAUACUGGCUCUCCCAGAUUGUGGCGUGGAGCAAUGCGAAUCCAAACAAUGUGGUCACGCUGCUCAUUGUCAAUUCGGACAAUCUGCCAGCUAGUCAAUUCGCUCAAGCUUUCGAAUCUACCGGCGCAGCUGCAAAGUCCUACAACCCCUCUUCGGCCGGCGUGGGGAGCAACGGGGUAGUGUCUCGCUCUCAGUGGCCUUCAUUGGGCACGAUGAUAGAUGCGCGCACACCCCUCGUCUCCUUUCUCUCCACUCAAGCCGACGACAAUAAUCCCGGCUAUCUGCUGCCCGAAUUCUCCAACGUGUGGGAGACGCCCUUUGACCAGACCUCUGUCCCAUUCAACUGUUCGGUGGAUCGCAUGGCGCAAGGUUCAGACUCUUCCAACCUCUUGGCCCUCUCCAACAACUUCCGCAGCACGCGAUUGUUCGGCGACGUCACCUAUCCCGACACUGGCAAUCUUGGCAGCACCAAUUCCGAGCAGACGCAAUUGGACAGCGCUUACACGUGCGCAGCGCAGCACGGAAAUGCGAAUCCCAACUUUAUCCUCACCGAUUACAGCCAGACGGGAGAUUACGGUGCGCUCAGAGCGGCCGCGCAGCUCAAUGGCGUCAGCUACACUCCUCCAAGGUCGUCGAGCGGAAGCAGCGCUUCGGGCAAUGGCAGCAGCAGUAGCGGCAAUGCCGCUUCGUGCCUCUUGCAAAGCAGCUCCCUCGCGCUGCUCGCAGUAGCUGUCGGUGGGAUGGCUCUUUUCGCAUAA